AUGGACGACAAGCCCCACAGCUUCCUUCCCACUGCACCCACCAAGAGAGAACGGUCAGCGUCCGAUCAGCAAAAGGACAGCGACCAGCACACCUCCGACACAGAGGAGCACCCUACAAAGAGAACGCGUCGAGUUGUGGACUCGAGCACCACUUGCGCACCCGAGCAGUUGCACUGCCGGUACGCCAACAAGAAGUGCCUCAACCCACGGGCCGUCAAACGAACAGGCGGUCUGCACACUUUUUGUGCCAUGCACCGCGCCAACGCCAACCGCAAUCAACGUCGCCUGGACAUGCGCAAGCGCAUGGCUCGCCAGGCAUUACGAGCUCAGACCGAGUCGGGUCAAGCAUCUCCGGCACCAAAUGCAGCUACUUCUCGACAGCAAACAGAUUUGAAGCCAGAAGCUGCUGCGUCGCCUUCGACUUCUCCGACUCAUUACGAUUUACGGUUUGAACCGCUGCAGACUCCCACGCCACUGCAGGAGGAAGAUAUCUCCACUUUGGUGAUGCUCUUCCUACCCCCGGAGACUGCGCGCGAUGCCACGUUCGAUUUCUAUCUUAACGCUCCAAUGACUCCCACGACACCCCACGACUGGUCUUCCUCGACUAGUAAUGGCGGAAUAACUCCACCACCGCCUGAAGGCAUGCAGUUCUGA
This is a messenger RNA of Phytophthora infestans T30-4, 654 nucleotides long. RefSeq lists its product as uncharacterized. NCBI's taxonomy places the organism in Eukaryota, Oomycota, Peronosporomycetes, Peronosporales, Peronosporaceae. The transcript has a single exon. The record is from RefSeq and is a predicted model, not a curated record. The coding region runs from base 1 to 654 and encodes 217 amino acids.